Messenger RNA from Mangifera indica (mango), 1164 nucleotides. Its product is annotated as cyclase-like protein 2. Gene Ontology annotation, molecular function: arylformamidase activity. The record is from RefSeq and is a predicted model, not a curated record. NCBI's taxonomy places the organism in Eukaryota, Viridiplantae, Streptophyta, Magnoliopsida, Sapindales, Anacardiaceae. The transcript is spliced from 7 exons. Bases 57 to 866 code for a protein of 269 amino acids.
AUGAAUCCUUUGUGUGUCUCCUUUGUCAACGUUUGCACAACCGUAAACUCUGAAUCAUGGCUAAAACCACUUCGUCUCUGCUGCUUUUUCUCACUUCAAUUACACUCACUGUCGCAGCAAACACCACCUAUCCGUCAAUCCCCGGCGUUGACAACGACGAUUGCGCUCUAUCCGGCGAACUAAAGCCGGUCCGAAGAGAGAUUUACGGUGAAGGCCAAAUCUAUGAUAUCAGCCAUCGUUAUACGGAAGACAUGCCGUCUUGGGACAAGAUGGAGGGACUUGGACAGUUCUUAUGGCUUCCUGCUAGCAUUAAGAACGGCUCGCUCGCUAACAACUCAGAGAUGAAGCUCCCGACGCACACUGGAACUCACGUGGAUGCCCCUGGUCACGUGUUCGAUCAUUAUUUUGAUGCCGGCUUCGACGUUGAUACUCUUGACUUGCACGUGUUGAACGGGCCUGCGCUGUUAGUUGACGUUCCAAGAGAUAAGAACAUAACAGCUGAAGUAAUGGAGUCCUUACAUAUUCCGAAGGGAGUACGCCGUGUGCUUUUUAGGACGUUAAAUACAGACAGGAAGCUCAUGUUUAAAAAGGAGUUUGACACAAGCUAUGUUGGAUUUAUGAAGGAUGGAGCAAAAUGGUUGGUGGAAAACACUGACAUCAAGCUUGUUGGUAUUGACUACCUAUCUGUUGCUGCCUAUGACGAUCUACUUCCAGCUCACUAUGUCUUCCUAGAGGGUAGGGAAAUCAUUCUCGUGGAAGGCCUUAAACUUGAUGGUGUGCCAGCAGGAAUAUAUUCAGUCCACUGCUUACACCUAAGAUUGCUUGGUGCAGAGGGAUCACCAAUCAGAUGCAUUCUCAUUAAAUAAUAAUCUUUUCCAGAAUGACAGGGUGUGGAGGAGUUGGAUGGAAUAAGUCGUGUGAAAAAUGGUUUCAGGAUUGAGUGUAGAUUAUCCUUUCCUAUAAAUAUAUGCAGAAAGGUUUACUAUAAAUAACUUGUCAAACUUAUUGGACAUGACUCUUAAGAUUGUUGUAGGUGGCUUUACUGUGGUCAUUGGCACAUUAAUAAUUUAUUGACUGUUUUACCUUUAUCCUAAUAUCUGGGAAAAUGUUUUGUUAAAACUUGAUUUUUAUUACAGUAAGGUCAACUUCUAAUUGCCUUAGGAA